Molecule: messenger RNA, 2031 nt
Organism: Trypanosoma theileri
Lineage: Eukaryota; Euglenozoa; Kinetoplastea; Trypanosomatida; Trypanosomatidae
Product: TATE DNA transposon protein
Exons: 1
Coding region: 1-2031 (676 amino acids)
Source: RefSeq, a predicted model, not a curated record
AUGCCCACAGCGCAUACAACCACCAAAGACUUCCUGGAGAAAGCACUGCGUUUCAUGACGGCCAACCUUUUUGACGGCCUGCUCACAUCUCGCACCAUAAAGAAGGCACAGCUCUCGAUGACAGACACGCGGAGGGCAGUCGAGAUGGGUAAGUUUGAACUCGUCCCGAACGUUGUUGUUGCCCCACACUGCUCUUUUCCACUGGACGCAACCGCGCAGCUACAGGCGGAGUGCAGGGAUUCUUCGCCCAUCGACCACAAUGGCAUCAGCAUAACCGCACAAACUCAUACGACACCCAGCCAUCGUGACGACGCUCACCCAGAACAUCGCAAGAAUGGUCGUCUCCCGGUGGGUUUCCACGGAGUGAAUGUGUUUACGGUCGCAGAGAUGAAAGGACGACGACGCCUCAUCACCGAGCCCCACCUCAACGGCGUGAUCUCAAAGGCGGAGAUACCACGGUGUGAGUACCCGUCUCGUCUUGAAAGGCGGCAGAAGCUGCGCUACGCACGGUACAUGCUUCAGAUUGAUUUUGAGGCGUUUUACGAUUCCAUUCCAUUGAUGGAGGAAGGGCUGCGCAACAAGUUCGUAUUUCGGGCGCGAGAUGGCGCACUCUACCGACUUCGCACGCUACCGACCGGAGCGAGAUGGAGCGUCGCGGUUGGACAGGCUGUGGCGUGGACAAUCGUCGACGUUGACACGCGGUGUACCAUCCUCACAAUGAUCGACAAUAUCCUGAUUGCUGCGCCCGCUGGAGAAGAGGUGGAAUUUGUGAGGACGGUGCGGCAGAUCGUGGACCGUAUGGAGAUUGCAAACCUAUGCACGUCCCCCAGUCGUGCAGAACUACGUUCGUGGACAGACAGCGUGAUGUUGGCAGAAGCUACCAAGACAACUGUUUUCCUUGGUGAGGAGUUUACUUGGUUGGAGGGUGAGCGAAAGGUGCGAAACUCGAUUAAGACGGUGUCGAAACUGAAGCUGGGCCUGGUGCGACAACCGCACCGGAGUUUUACAUGCAGAGAAUUUGCCUCCAACGUGUCCCUCAUUCUUUAUGCUUUGCAUACCACAAGGUUGAACCCUGCUUCGGCGUUUAACCUGUUGCGCGCGUACCGCGGCGUAUACCGUCAGGUGGACCGUGGACGAGGUUGGGACGAGCCAAUUCCCUACCUGGACCCUGGCGUCCGUCAUACGAUGAUGACGCUAGCUGCAAAACUGGUGCAGAACCCAUACUGGACCAUCGCGGAAGAGGUGACCGCCACUUACAAUGAGGACGACUAUAACGUCAUUUGCUUCACCGACGCUUCCGCCGAUGGGUGGGGUGCGAUAGUGGUGACGAAUACACCCACGCCACCCCGAUCAGAAAACAAAACGGACGACACAUGGACACCGCACACCGCCAUCUACCAGCAGAGGUGGAUCCAUGAUCUCAACCCGCCACCGCCACAGCGGACACACCUCGGGCAUCAAGGAGGGGCACGGCAAGCUCCACAUAGCAGCGACACGUUUAACGCACGCCACUCGGCACAUGCGGAACCACGGGCGAUCCAUCUCCUGUUGCAGCACCUCGAACGCCAGGGGGUGAUAGUUCCUGGUGCAUCUUUCGCCCAUAAUGAAACCGUCGCCAACGACGAGACGCGAAACGCUGACACCGACUUAACGGUACAUGGCCCAAGGCGGCGGCCAUUUCGAGUGGCGGUUGUGACCGACCACUUUCCCAUUGCACACGCGCAGAGGCGGCUCAACGGCUUUGGUGGCAUCGGUCGGGGCUACGCGCUGAACAGACUCUUCAAAUACACGAAUGAUCUCUUCCACAGGAAGGCGGUGCAGGUGGUCUUCUUUUAUAUCGCCGGCCCCCGCAAUCCGGCGGACCACUGCUCCCGCAACUUUGGGGUAGACGACGGAACCGCGUCAAUCUCUUCGCAUCCAGCAAACGACUGUCUUGUUCCACUCUUACGAACCACCUUUGGACCGAUCUGCAAAGGACAAAGUGAAGCAGAGAAACCUAUUGUCAUUGUGGAAGGCAAUGUGGAUAUGUAA